AGAAACCUGUGGCGGCGGAUGGAUCAAGCGGAGAUUCGCCGUUAAUUAGCCGUCCGACGCUUGUAUAUAUCCUCGGUCUGCGCUUCGAGAGGAUCGGAACCGAUAGAUUCGGGUUACCCACUGCUCUGCUGGGAGAUGUGCUGAUUAGCCGCGAUUUACUUACAUGUGGCUCGAUAUUAUGGGAAAUUUAUCGAAGAUUAUGCAUUGCAGAAUUAAAAAUGAAGAUCUUUUGAAUUUUCGCAAAAAAAGAUCGUAAAAAUAAUUCUUCUACCUUCGGACGUAUUGAGCUAUUCUUCAGAAUAGCAAUCCUUUCGCGUCGCUAAAUAAAUUAAUUUAACGGCAAUAUCCUCGAGGCGUCAUCAUUAUUUAUAUGCAGUCCACGUGUAAGUCAAUACCCGAGGAAUUUCUCAACUCUCCAGAGAGGAACACUUUCUUUUUUUAUAAAACAUGUUUAGGAUACUUUUAAAGCCGUGUGCCUCGUCCGCGGUUUUAUGAAUGAAAUGACUGAUUUACGACGCUGUGCCGAGAAGGAGCAUCGAGAGAUGGCACUAUCGUGGCAAUUACUUUACUAUAUAUAUAUAUAAUAAUGAUAAAAGAAUUGUUAAUCGAGGAUCGGAAGGUCUGAGAACGCGACGUUUACGGUUUAUUAAAGUGUCAAUUAUAUGCGCGAGUGAAAACAAUGUGAAGCUGAAGUGCUUUCCGUGUGAACCUUUGGAAGUUAUUGUUAUUAUAAAGUAAAAAUAUCAAAUUAUGAAGUAACACACCGCACAGCAGUAGCCAAUAAUUAUACAAUCAUCAAAUUUCGAAGAAAAAAGUAUCUUCGUGUUUCUCAUUUAAUUUAAUUAGUAAAAAAAGACGAUCAUCAAGUACCGCGAGGCUAAGAAUCAUAAUUGCGCAAAAUAAGACACCCGCGGUCUAUUAGGAAAAGCCACUUGACCUUUGAUACCCGGUAUGUGCGUCGUACACACACAACUAAUGUAAUUUAUCUGAUUCGGGCUCAUCAUUUCUGUGUAAACAGCGGAGGACGUCGAUUUUUUGAGCCGCCUAUAUUGAAAACGUGACAAACGCAUUAUGCACUCGUUGCUAUCACUCGAAAAUCUCCUCCACCUCGAGUGUGCGCGCUGUAUAAUAGAAAGUGCAAAAAUUCUUCAUUGAUUUAUUAAUACUGAAUCACCGCAGCUCAUUACAACCAUCCGCGAGCCCUUAACGUACCUCGUAACAAUUAACCAGAAAUAUAAAAAAAAAAAAAUCGAGAAAAUCGACAAUAAUUAAUCCGGGCGCAUCCCAAUCACGAAAAGCGUAUUAGAUUUCCAUCGGUUCUCUCUUCACAGCUACGUAUAGUAGAAACGUCGCGAGACAUGCAAUGGAAUCUUCUUCGGUUACCUCCACACGUGAUGCUCUGCACCGGCGAUUAUUAGCAUAGCGGCGGCUGACGAGAUCCGAAUCUAUUCGAAUCCGAGAACGAGCGCGCAUAAAUCGGUUUCGUGAACGGGAGACGCGCUCGGGCAUGAAAAAAGAUGAAUUUGAAGAAAUUACGUUGCACAAGGGAAAGCCGCAUGGGGGCCUUUAUGCUCUCUCGCGCGACUGUAAUCUGGUUUAGAUUCGCUAGAUCGGUAUUAUAUGGAAUAAUGGUGUAAUGAUACGUACGUCGUAUCGAUGAUUCGAAUCGUGCGCGGAACGUUUCUAGAUGCAGUGAUUUCGUCGUUGGUUACGUACGUUAUAUCUCGACUCGGUUGUAAAAGUCUUCGCGAAACAGAGACAUUACUACACGCACGUGAAAAACAUUCCGCCUUUGGAUUUACAAUCGCAAUGUUUCAUCGUGUGUAUAGUAUAUGCCUGCGGAGUAUAUCUCGAGGGUAAAAUCGCGCAAAAGCGGGCUGUUAAACUCGAAGCUCCGAAAAUUGCAUCCGCAAUCGUGGGAACGAACUCUCUACGCACGCGUGUAACAGCGCCGCGAGAUAACAAUUAUAAUGUACACUCGCUGCGGCGAUUAAAAAAACACGCGUAUACAAAUUUGGCUCUACCAAUCAGUACUUGUAAUGCACGUUAUACAGGAACUUGAAAACAAUUAGACCUACCUCACAAUACACAUCCGCGGAAAAUGCCAGAAAGCGUCGCUUUCUCCUCGUCUGUUGAAAAUCGCAAUUACGCAUACAUCAGCGUAAGUUCCAGCUUCCAUCGGAGCAGACCGGUCCACACCCACGACUCUCAGCCCUUCGCGAGAAAAAUUUUACGUAAGCCCGCAACUCUAUACUUUACAUACAUCUCAAUCUGACAUGUUAACGACGAGCCUCUCUCGCGUCGUCCUAUAUGUAUAUCAUCCCGCCGAAUACGGAUGUACGCGAGACGAUCUCUCGCGCACAAUUGCACGUCUGUCGGCUCGUAAGACGUGUCCGCCGGAGAAGACGUUCGCCGUUAUAUUACACACCGAACGCGCGAGGUUUACUCGAUGCUUUUCCAUUAAGCGCCGCUUCUAUAUGUAUAGGUAGAACAAUGUAACGCGAGCUCGAGUUUCAGCGGAAUGCCGUGUAUAUGCUAUUCUUUUCGGUUGCGGCCGAGAAAGAGAGGCGAGCUUUACGAGGCUGUCAAUGAGACGCGCGGUAAAGGCUUGUUAUUGGCGUUGUUUAUUCCCGGAUUUAUGGAUUCCGUUACGCCGCGAUUUUUACGACGGCGAAGCGAGAUUUUCGAUGCAUAGGAGCGAAAUGUGAGGAAACUCAGCAUAGCUGGUGGCGCAAGAUUCGAUUUUUAUUAUUUAUUUAUUAUUCGCGUCGCGGCGAGGAAGACGCAAAGUCCUCGUACAAGACGUCACAGGUGUACACGCGUGGGUGUAAGCGAUAAAAAGCGAAGAGACGUACGAGGAAUGCGUGUACACACGCGGAGAAGAUUCGCAAAAACUGCGCAGAAAGAGAAAGUCAACGCGCGGCGCCUUUGAUUUUGCCAGCGCGUCGUCGUCUUCGGGUUCGAAGAUGCGAAAAGCCCAACAUCCUAAACAUAACUUUCAUCAUAGACCGUCCCAUAAGCAUCACACGACGGCUCAAUCGCACAUCUAUCUCCGGAUCGACCUUGCACCCGGCGCAUCCAUCCCACCCAAUCAUCGACGCUUCUCUUGUAAAAGAAAAAAAUUUCUCUCCCGACUAUACGCGGUCCCGUCAAAAGCAGAAGCAUCAGAGAAGAAGCGACGCCUCUCGUGAGAAAACGUACACACAUAGACACUCUGGGGAAAUAGGCCCCACCUCGCAGGAUCGUGAUCCUCCGGUUUGUGCAGCCGUAUAUACUGUACAGCCGCGAAGAGAGAGUAAGAGAGGGACACACAGAAACUGAGAGAGCGAAAGGUAAAAGCGAGGAGCAGCCGCCGCGGAAGGCACAGACAGCAUCAUGCGCUCGGUAACAAUAGCAGUGUUGCUAGCCACGGCGGCAUUCGCGACGGCCCUGAACCCGCUGGACCUGGUGGAGGACCUCGUGGCCUCGCCCUCGUCCCCGGAAUCGGCGUCUCUGCCACCGCCGCCGGUGAAGCUCGACAAGAAUCUCCGCCGAGCUUUGCUGAAAGCUCUGGUCGACCUCGAGGCCGAAUCAGCCGAGCAGCAGACCGAUCAACCGGUCAACGACGAGGAGAGAUCGACCGAGAGCGUCAACAUCGACGAGAACAAGUACGACUUCCUCGAGAUAUCGAGACAGAAGAGCUCGAGCUUCUCGUUCGACGGCUUCCCCAGCGAGGACGAGACGCCCAGCGAGGACAAGCUCCAGAACUCGAGCUUCGUCGAGAGCGACAAGUACGCCCAGUCCGACGCACCCGAGCAGCCCACCGGAGAGCAGCAACCGCCCAAGGACUACACCAAGGGUGUCCAGGUCCACCACGUCGUGCCCUCGGAGAAGGCCUCGGCGAUCUACGAGACCAAGCCCGGUGAGCUCCUGGAGACAGUGGAAUCCCGCAGCAUCGGCUCGACCUCGUCGCCAGCCUCCUCCUCGGCCUCCUCCGACCUCAAUCUGAUCCAGAAGAGCGUGACCUUCGCCCCGAUCACGGAGACCCUGUCCGUCAGUGCCAGCGGCAGCAUCGCCUCUGCCGCAGCCAACAGCCUCGUGGCGCCUCGUCCCACCGCUGCCACCAACUUGCCAAAGGCCAGCAACCACACCUCCUCCAAGAUCCCUCGCAACAAGGAGGAGUCGGCCGAGGACGUGAAGAUAUUCCAGGCGCCGCUGGUCGCGGCCUUCACCGUCCAGCAGGACGAGCGCGGCAUCCCCAAGAGCGUGGUACCGCUCUACAAGAGCUCCGCCAGCGGUCAGCCUCUGAGCCUCCAGGAGCAGCUGGACUUCAAGCAGAGGCUUCUCGAGAAGCAGCUGGCCCAGCUUCAGGCUCAGCAGAGCCAGCAGACCCAGUUCCUGCUGCGCCAACGCCAGGCCUACGAGGAGCAGCUCCGCCAGAAGCAGCAGCAGGACUACUUCCUCCAAGAGCAGAGGAGGUUCCACGAGCAGCAGCGGCUCCAGAGGGUCCAGCUGCAGCAGCAACAGCAGCAGCAGUUCAUCCAGCAACUGCCGAGGUUCCAGCAGCUGCCCCAGCCCCAGCAGCAGCAGACCUUCAAGGCGACGAACAACGUCCAGUUUCAGCCGAGUCUGAGCCUCGAGGUUCCCAGCGUCGGGCCUGCCCAGCCUUUCCAGCAGGGCCCAGUGCGCACCCCUCUCCAGCAGCAGCCUCAGCCCCAGUUCUUCCCUCCGCAGCAGCAGCAGCAGCAGGCACCGCUGGCGAGAUUCAACCGUCAGGAGGCCUUCAACUCCGUUGGCAACUUCGGCUUCAACAACAUCCAGCAGCAGUCCCAGCCGUCGUUCGUCAAGCAGAGAUCCCAGGAGCAGCAGAGCGAGGGCCCGUUCCGUCCACUCCGCCAGCAGUACAGACUCCAGCUCCAGUCGUCGCCUGGACAGAGCCCACCGCAGCACACGCCCGCCAGACAGAUCCAGGAGCUUCUCUACCAGUCCGGCAUCGCGAACGAUCUUCAGGGCGCUGGUACGCGACACCUCGAGGACAUCAACAUCGUGUCCAAGGUGCUGGCAUUGAACGUCGGCGCUCUGCCGGGCAAACACGGCUUCCAGCAGUUCUCCGGACUCAAGAAGAAGUGAAGUGCUGCAAGCUAUUGUGCAGGACUUGAUGACGAGUUUUCGAGCGAGUGAUUAUUCCACUCGCAUGCGAUGUACAUAUAGGUGCGGCGUCCUCGAGGAUUCCAAGCGUUCGGGACGUCCCUUCGCGAGAUAAUUUAUUCUCUUGCAUUAGUAGAUCCGCCGCUUUCUUCGCUCUGCGGAGGGACUUGCCGGACGGAUGGAUUUUGUUCUUUCUUAACUUUUUUCUUUCUUCUCAUUCUUUUACUUCUCUGAUGUAUAGCACCCUCGUAUUAAACGUUGUUCGCUUGAUUAGUCCGACCUUUCACGAGCUAUUUAUGACGCGUUCAUAAAAACACUUGAUGAAUAUACUUCUGUUAUACACUGUCGCGGUGAAUUAUUAUUAUUAUUAUUUAAGUGGAACUGUUAAUUUUGCGUGAGUCUAUAAGUAUAGUAGAGUGUAUCGCUAUUAUUAUUAUUAAUAUUAUUGUUUCGAACUUUAACAGUUUACAAGCAUGAACUUUUUUUUCUCUUAAAUGUAUAUUUAUACUUAUCCCAUGUACCUGUAAAAACAAAUGCCCAACUUUAUAUUUUGUUUUAAUAAAUAGUAUUAACACAAAACAAGCGACUCGUGCUUGCUUCUUUAUUUUUUUAAACUCCAAAAAAAACUUAAUAUCCUCAUUCGAAAGCACAUACAUACACCUCAGCGAGUACAAUUAUAAUAUACGCGAGUAAAGUAUACAAGACCGCAGCGCAGGAAAACCAGCGCAUCUCUCUGGCAACCCAUAUAUCGACAGAACAAACGACAUCAUUGUGUGCGCAUGCAGGGUCGGAGGUCCGGAAUUUUUCGUGCAUCUCGAAAAUGAUCUUACAACCGAGAGCGCGCGCGCGACUUUCGCCGUCUGCUUAAAGUCCCGUCGUGGCUCUCGUACAUGUAUAGAGGCGCAUCGUACAGGUAUAGAGGCGUGUAAUGAAAACGGUAUUGUAACAGCGCGCGUGGCGCGAAAUUGAAAUUGAACCUGUGCAUCGCGACCUCGAUUUCGUUUACGAGAUUUCUCCGCGCACGCAAGGGAUUUUAUGGUUUUUCAAUUUCGCACCGCUGCGUGUUUCUGCGUCUAUCGUCCUGACUGGCAGGUGUGAAAAUAGCGAGUUCGCGCGUCAAUUUUCUCUCAUUCUCAAAGUAGUACAUAGUAUGCGUGAGAAGUUUCACUUUUCGACUUUGGUACACGAAUUUAUGGUGCACUCUUGACGUAGAAACUAAGAACGUGUUAAAAGUGCGCGACCCAUUCUAAAAUAUGCAAAACAACUACAGUAAACAAAUUACGCAACGACUGUUUACGCACGCACACGCAAAACUCCACUCGGUCAUCCGCUUCAAAGCGACAACUUUCCUCUCCGCCUCGCAUCCUCAUUCAGAAGCAUCGCACACAUCGCUCCACAUCUCAACAUCCUCCUAACUACUUCUACAGGCGCCGUGAAUUAUAGCCGACAUUAAAUUAGCCGCUGAAAAAUAUCGGUAUAAUUCACGACGGCGAAUUAAAUAUGUUAAUUUAUUCUCCCUGACUAUGCACACUAUACACUCUUUCUCCUUAUCUUUCUCACGCCGAUGAUCGAUGACAUAAAGCGCGCGCUACCAGAUUUCCCGCGCCGCCAACGGGCUUCUUCACUUUCCUUUUUCUUUUCUCCGCGCGCGGCGCGAGCCGGAGGAGCAUUUUUGCCGGCGCUGAAAAAUUAUGAAAUUCUCGUGAAAGCCAUUGUUGUCGUCGUCGGCAGCGAUAUAUUGUCUUUUUUUUAAGGAGUCGAGCGCUUUCUUGGCGAAAAAAUGAACGGGACGCCGAAAGUUACGGUGAAGUAAUGCGAUCGCGAGAGACUCAGAGAUUGCUUUGCUGAAAAUGCUUCUGAACGAGAGGAGACUGACGUGUCGCUGUUGCGCAACGUGAAUUUUCUGAAAUUUAUAUAGAAAUCGCUGGGUAGAUUGAAUUUUGUUUUGCUCCGUAAGUAUAAGCACGACGUAUUCGGUGAUUUACGAGACUUUGCGCUGCUUUUAAUUCCGCGUUGCUUAGCUGUCGAGUACUAGAACAUAGAUCAAGAGCUAUAUGACAAAAAAUAUAUCUAUUGUGGCGCAACGAAUGCCAAAAAGUUGAUGGAUCCAGAUAUGCAUGUACAUUUUUUGUUUUGAAAUUAUAAAACUUUACUAGCGAUGAUAUAUUUCUAUUAAAAUAAUGAAAAUACAACAUCGAUCUAAUUAAAAACAAAAUGUUCAAUAUACCAUUGACAUGUUUUCGCUUAACAAAAUUUUCGCAAAUAUUUAACCUACAUUGUACAAUCAAAACACUGUGCUGACUUUUUCAUUACUUUCAGUUAAAUAAGCCUUUAGUGCGCAAAAUAUAGUGUGAAAAUGUGAAAAACUAUAUGUACUAUUUUACGAACUUUCAUUUCCAUUGAGCAAGAUUGUUUGAUUGGCCAU
Nasonia vitripennis (jewel wasp) is the source of this 7552-nucleotide messenger RNA. Its product is annotated as alpha-protein kinase 1. The coding region runs from base 3376 to 5109 and encodes 577 amino acids. The record is from RefSeq and is a predicted model, not a curated record. NCBI's taxonomy places the organism in Eukaryota, Metazoa, Arthropoda, Insecta, Hymenoptera, Pteromalidae. The transcript has 3 exons.